AUGAUCAGCUUCAUCUUCUGCUUGGCACUACUAGGAAUCGCCCUGGGCGGCGAUGCCUUCAUGUUCACGCCCGAUACAUCGGAGGAAGUGAUAGACCCGCGUCUCCCAACCCUCUACGACAUCCCCUGGUCCCAAACCCUCUCCACCCCUUCGAUCGGUACAAGCUCCUACUGGACAAGCUCGCACAUCACCGCCACCAACGGGCACCAGUACCUGCUACUCUCACACAUCGUAAUCACCCUCUCACCCUCACCCUCCUCCUCACCCAACCCAGCAUUCUACUGCGCCUCAAUCCUCGACCUAACCAACACGAGUACGCCAAACUACCACUCCUACGUCUCCCACACCACCAUCACCUCCACCCAACUCACCAACCUGAACCUCACCACCACUGCCCCCGACCCGGGGUCUGAUUAUGACUCCAAUUCCGAUUCUGAUUCCGGUUCCUCAUACGGCUUCGUCUCCCUCACCCCCGACAAACUCACCACCAUGCAAACAUGGACCUCGCACCCCAACGUCACAUUCAACGUGACCUUCGAAGCCACCACCCCUGCCUUGAUCAACGGCGGCACCGGGUCAUUCACAUACGGCGACGGCCCCACGCACGAAUGGGCCCUUCCGGGCUGUCGCACGACAGGGUCCCUUGUUCUCGAUGGUGGGGGUGGCGGUGAUAGUGGCGGUGUCGGACGGGAAACCGUAACCAUCAUCCCUGAGCGCUCUGUGACCUGGUAUGAUCGGCAAUGGGGGCGCGGGAUGCCCGGCUCGGGGAACUGGACGUGGUUUGGACUGCAUUUUCAUUUCGGGGGCGAGGGCGAGGGCGAGGGCGAGGGUGAUGCCUCGGCUACGGCUCCGGCCACGGCCACGAAGGCGAGUAUCUGGGUGGUUGAUAAUGCGGAGCCGUGGAGACGGGAUCGGUUCGCGACGGUGAGGGUCGGUGGGCGUGGUGGGCGGACGGAGGUUUUGGCGGUGGAGUGUGUCGCGAAUAUGGAGAGGGUGUGGAGGUCGAAGAGGACUGGGGUGGUGUAUCCGCUUGAGUGGGAUGUUGAAUGGGCGGGCACUGGUGGUGGGCGGUUGAGGGUGAGGAUCCCGGGGGGGGUGGAGGAUCAGGAGAUGGUCGGGGUGGGGAGGGGGGAUACGGCGUAUGAGGGGUUUGUGGUGGUCGAGGGGUGGAUGGCGGGGAGAGAGGUGGUGGGGUUUGGGGUCGUGGAGAUGGCGACGUUUGUUUGA
Aspergillus heteromorphus CBS 117.55 is the source of this 1227-nucleotide messenger RNA. RefSeq lists its product as uncharacterized. Bases 1 to 1227 code for a protein of 408 amino acids. The record is from RefSeq and is a predicted model, not a curated record. The transcript has 2 exons. NCBI's taxonomy places the organism in Eukaryota, Fungi, Ascomycota, Eurotiomycetes, Eurotiales, Aspergillaceae.